This is a messenger RNA of Notodromas monacha, 249 nucleotides long. NCBI's taxonomy places the organism in Eukaryota, Metazoa, Arthropoda, Ostracoda, Podocopida, Cyprididae. The record is from the annotation of a GenBank genome assembly.
AAGAUGCCGUAUGGGUCUGAGUUGCUCAGGUGCCUGCCAGACAACACUUGGGACCGAGCUGGUUUUUGCGUGAAUCGACCAGCGUCGCCGUUUUGUCCGCUCGGGUGUCUCAAUAACGGCAUCUGCACGGAUUUCUACAAGUGCACAUGUCCUCAGGGCUUCAUGGGCAAACGCUGCGAACAACGUGAGUUCGAUUAUUACAUUACUGUGCGAUUGGGUACAGCUUUGCUGAACCCAAUCGCACAGUAA